Corythoichthys intestinalis (scribbled pipefish) is the source of this 5551-nucleotide messenger RNA. It is a transcript of the gene phlpp2, whose product is annotated as PH domain and leucine rich repeat protein phosphatase 2. The record is from RefSeq and is a predicted model, not a curated record. NCBI's taxonomy places the organism in Eukaryota, Metazoa, Chordata, Actinopteri, Syngnathiformes, Syngnathidae. Bases 222 to 4463 code for a protein of 1413 amino acids. The transcript has 19 exons. Gene Ontology annotation, molecular function: protein binding.
ACAGCCAGAGCCCGCCCAUGUCAUGUUUAUUGAUCCUGGCGGCGGAGGCCCUCCCGCGGGCGGGCAGGCAGGCAGGCAGCAGUCGACUCCGGGAGGCUCACUGACUAUGGCGCUCCAGCUCCUUGUGCGCCUCCCCGUGGGAAUCCACCGACAGCCGCCUCCUGUCGACCUCGUCACCGCGACACUCGAACCCUAGCGGUCUCCGCGGAGAGCAAGCACCCAUGGCGAUGGAGGACCAGCCUGACAGCCCCGUGACCGACAAGAGAGGCAACAGCGGGGCUUGCAUCGACAGGCAGCCGGACGCGGUGCUCCACCAAGCCGGGCUCUUCCACGUCGGAAGUCGCGGUGCCGCCGCCGCCACAACAGCCGGGAUACGAGUGCUAAAGUGCAACAUGAAGCAAGCCGGGAGUCGCGGCUGCAUGACGAGAAAGCGCAGAUUCGGAUCCCGGGAGCGCGACUGGCUGAAGAGCGACACCAAACGCGGCUGCGUGUGUCUGUACGGGGGUACGGUGGACCCGCAGCUACCGACCUCUGGGCCCCAAGCCGAUGUGCAGCUGGUGCUCUGCUCUACUAGCACCACAGUGGAGGAGAUGUGUGCCCAGAGGGACGUAGAGGGCCUCUUUGUUCAACUGCAUGGAGAUCUGUUCAGGAGGCUGGAGCCCUCCGAGCGACCCCUCCAGAUGCUUUAUGACUACCUGGCCGCGAUGGGCUACGCCGACCCGGUGCGUGUGCAGCAAGAGGCUGCCAAUCCCGACCUCAGCUGCUUGAUCCGCUUCUACAGCAAGCGACCCGUGAAUGCAGACCAGCAGGAGCGCACUCUAUUGAAGGGCGUGUUCAGUGUCCGCAAGGGCAAGACGCAGUUGCACAAGUGGGCCGAACGGCAGGUCAUUCUGUGCGGGACGUGUCUCAUUGUGGCCUCUGUCAAAGACAGCCUUACUGGAAAGAUGCACAUCCUGCCCUUGGUAGGGGGGAAGGUGGAGGAAGUGAAGAGAAGACAACACUGUCUGAUGUUCAGCUCAGCCGGAUCGCAGGCACAGACUUACUUUGUUAAUUUUGACACACUGGCCAAUUUCCAGAGAUGGCAUCGACAGGCAAACAAAAUGGUGUCGCAGACUGUCAGCCUGGUGGACCUGUCAUGCUACAGUCUUGAGGCAGUGCCUGAGUAUCUCUUUUACAGUCAAGACGUCACCCACCUCAACUUGCGACACAACUUUAUGAGCCUGCUGGGGCCUGGUGGUCUGCUUCAUCUCCCUAGGUUCUCUCAGUUGAAGAGCUUGAACUUGUCUCACAACCGUCUGGGGGUUUUCCCGGAAUGCGUGUGUGAAAUCCUCACCCUCACUGAGCUCUGCCUCUCCUGUAACAAUCUGCACAGCGUACCCGCGCAGAUCGGGAACCUCCAAAGCUUACAAACGCUGUCUUUGGACGGAAAUCACCUGAGCUCCCUGCCCGCAGAGCUAGGCGAACUGUCCCAGCUCAGCGGUCUCGGCCUCUCUUUCAACGACUUCAAUCACAUCCCCGCUGUGCUGGAGAGACUGAUUGCGGUGGACAAGUUGUCCAUGGCUGGGAAUCAAGUGGUGUGUUUGGAGGUGUGUGCUCUACUCAGCGUGAGCCACCUCAAACACAUCGACCUCAGGCUAAAUGGACUCCGCUGCGUGAAAAGUGAAUGUCCAGAAAACGUGACUCAGCUGACCAAUCUGGACCUGAGAGACAACUUUUUAGACUCACUGGACCUCACUUCCAUCUGCAGCUUGGAGACUCUCCACUGCCAACGCAACCAGUUGAGGACAGUGACAGUCAACGGCUUUGCGUUGCGCAUGCUUCAAGCCGGCAGCAAUCGCCUCAGUGCAGUCAAUAUUUCCACGGUCCCGAGCCAACUGACACACUUGGAUUUAUCACAGAAUCUUAUGGAGCACCUACCAGAUUGGGUGUGUGACUGCAAAAAAAUGGAGACGCUGGAUGUCACGCACAACCUCCUCGCUGAGCUUCCUUCCAGGUUGCUUAGCAGUUUGAGUUUGAAGAAGCUUCAUGUGGGGAGCAAUCGCUUGCAGAAACUGCCUGACCUGCUGGAGCAUGUCCCCCUGGAGGUCCUGGAUGUCCAGCACAACAAACUAGGAGAACUCCCAGAGAGUCUCUUCUUCAAGGCCUUAAAUCUCAAGCAUUUAAACGCUUCAGCCAAUAACUUGGAAAGUAUUCCUUCCUGCGGCCAAUCAGAUGACAGUCUGAGUACCCUGCAGGAGCUCUACCUAACCAGGAACAACCUUGAUGAAAACUGCGGCGCUGUGUUAGUGGGACACCACAAUUUGAGGGUCCUGCACAUGGCCUACAAUCAGCUGCAAUCAUUCCCAGCCAGUAAGCUGAGUAAACUGGAGCUGCUUGAGGAGCUCAAUCUAAGUGGCAACAAACUGAAAAGCAUCCCAUCCACGGUGUCUAGCUGCAAGAGACUGCAUACCCUCAUCGCCCACUCCAAUCAAAUUAGCGUCUUCCCGGAGAUCCUCGACCUUCCUGAAAUCAAGCUUGUGGAUCUGAGCUGUAAUGAGAUGACUGAGAUCCAACUGCUCAAAUCGCUGCCGCCCAGCCUGCAGGAGUUGGAUUUGACAGGCAACAGCAGCCUGAUUCUAGAACACAAAACUCUUUAUCUCUUCAGUCACAUCCCCACAUUGAAAUUGGACCAGAAAUCGACCACAAUGGGAGACUCACAAAACGUCUCCGCUCCCUGGAGCCACGGGUACUCUGAGAUGAGCGGCCAAAGAAACAAGUUGUGUGUGUCGGUGCUAGCCAUUGAUCAACUAGGAGACAGCGUGGAAGCAUGCUACGGUAUUUUCGACGGGGACCGUAAUGAAGAAGUGCCUCGGUUGCUGCAGUGCACCAUGGGCGACGUGCUGUGCGAGGAAGUGCAACAUUCCAGUAUUGACAGCGUGUAUAUGAGCAAUACCUUCCUGACCUCUCACAGGAAGCUAGGUAUGGCCGGACAGAAAUUGGGUGCCUCUGCCUUGCUCUGUUAUAUCCAUCAUGAGUCCUCGGAGCCAGGAGGCUACCUCAGCGUGACCGUGGCAAAUGUGGGAAACUGCCAGGCGGUGCUGUGUCGCGAUGGGCGACCCGUUCCCCUCUCCAAGGUGUACAACCUGGAGAACUGUACAGAAGAGAUGGAGCGGGUUAAACUCAGCAAAGCCAUUAUUACUGAGGAUAACAAAGUGAGCGGUGUGACAUGCUGCUCUCGCCUGCUGGGCUGCUCUUAUCUGUCUCCCUGGGUGCUUCCGAAGCCUUGGGUGCACACCGAGCCGCUCUCAUCCCAGGAUGACUUCUUGAUCCUAGGGAAUCGCGCGCUGUUUGAGCGCGUUUCCUACCAGGAAGCCGUGUGCACGGUUCAGGCCUUGCAGGAUCCGCGCGUGGCCGCCAAAAAGCUUUGCACGCUGGCCCAGAGCUAUGGUUGCAAAGACAACAUCGGGGCUGCGGUAGUGACCUUGAAAAUCGCAGAGGACAGCUGCACCUGCGAGCCGCCAGUCUACAGUACUGAACCCCGGGGUAUGCUUGUGUCGAUGACGCCCGCUCCGAGUGACACAGCCACUUUGUCAUCCACUAGCGGAGUCGUUUCCGAGUUCAACAGCGAGAAUUCUGCUUCAGAGGUGGGCAGCGAGGCGGGCUCCACCGCCUCCGACGAGCACCCGACCUCAGGCGGUGUCGCGCCUCGCCCCGAGAGACGUUGCAGCCUGCACCCGGGUACUGCGCUGUGCGGCAUCAUGAUCCCGGGCCCAGUUGGGCUAGGGAGCCACACGGGCCUGUUCCAGCGGCAACCUUCCUGCGCCACGUUCUCCAGCAACCACUCCGACAAUGGCUUGGACAGCGACGAUGAGACUCCGCCGGAGGGCGUCAUCUCCAAUGGAAGCAGGUUAGAAGUAGAGGUGGAUAUUCAUUGCUGUGCCUUCCAGCUCCGGUCCGGGGCCCCCGAGUACCCGAAGGAAACAGACUUUGAAAACAAAGGGUCCGAUUAUCCUAACGGCAAGAUGCGCAGGCAGAACAGUGUCGUUGUCUCAGCCACAAACGGCUGUCUCCUUGCUGUUUGCGGAAGGGAGAUUGCGGACCUGAAGAAAUCUCCGUCAACUUCGUGCCUCUUUGGGAAGAAGUUGUCCAACGGGUCUGUGGUUGCCCCCGAGGACAGUCACAAUCUCAUCGAGGUGGCCCUGGAGGCACCUAAGAAGAAGUCUGGGUAUUUCACUGCCCCGGCGCAACAGGACCCUGAAGACCAGCUGAUUGUACCUCCGUGUCUGGAGCAGGAAGUACGGGAGCAGCUAAAAAGCCAGAAUCCUCUUGUUUCGGGACCCUCUGCAUUAUCCACCCCUCCUUCCUUAAAAGACUCAGGCUGGGACCAAUCGCACCCUUCUGCUCUUCCCUUUGCCCCGAGCAUAGUGCCAGGACCUGGAACCCCCUCGAUCAUAAAGCCUGAAGUCUAUGAUACUGCCCUCUAAAAGGGGGACCAUAGCACAACUUGGCUGCCAUGCUGUUAUCGUGCCAUCAUAAGGAAGUACAGUCAAUGAGUCCAUUGAUGAAUUAUUGUCAUGUUAAAGGGGACUCAACUUUGUGAUUCAAGCCUGAAAUUGUACAGGUACAUGGACAUCACCAAGCUUAUCUCACUUUGAAAUUGUGCUCAGCGUGGCUCAAUAUUGUUCUAGUAAAAGUGCCUACUGCCGGCGACUCAGCCUCAGAGUUCCCAGGCUACACGGCUGUUUUAGAGUAGAGCUUCGUACUUAUACCUGAGGGAGGGACAACAAUGCUGACACAGCAAGUCCUACUGUAGCUUAGAAAAGAAAAUCUUUUAAAUGACACCCACAGAAUAGAAACCCAUUUUUAUCAAGUAUCAUUUCAGUUCAUUUUGUGUUUUUGGCACAGUAGCUACUAGUUUGGUUUGUGAUUCCAUCCUGGGAUUGUGACGAUUGAUCAUGUGGGUUGCCAAAGCAUUUACACCUUCUAACUGAAGAGGGGUAUAUAUUUUUUACUCUGUGGAUGUACUGAAAAGAAUGGGGGAAGCCAAAUUGAGAUUCUUCACUUUUUGUUUACGAAACAUGCUAAAAACCAAGCUAAUCUAGGUCAAAACCAGAUGAAUAUUUAAAGGGUUCCACGGAUAAAAAGACUUGUAGUUCUUAAAAGAUAAACGUUAUUAUGAGUUAAAAUAAUUUGAUAUUGAAACUCCUCUUGAUAUUUCGUUUUUAUACAAUUUGUAAAAAUUUGUUUAACUCAUAGGUCGCCAUUGUUGUUGACGUAACAGGGCAGUGACGUCACAUGUUUACACUGCUGGGAUUCCAGAGUAUGACUCAAGCAACAUAAACAUGUCAUCUGUUAAACCCUUUCAAUUUGAGCCCGAGAGGAACAUUAAUAAGCAUGACAGCACUGUCGAUAUUUCACAAAACGAGCAGCAAAAGCAAAAUGAACAGGAAAGACAGGAUGAGACAAGACGAGAGUAGGUUUUUCGCAGUUAAUGGGGACCAGAACCCGCCGUGAUAAGUGAAAAACCGCGAAGUAGCCCUACCCCCCCACCCCAAAAAAAAAAAAAAAAAAA